AGGAGGAGGAGGAGGCGGGACUUUAGCGAAUCGGUGCUUCGUCUCCGACGGGGCGCGUUUGUACAUAGUGCAUGUAUUGUUUGUUGUUUUUGUUCUUUUAUUAUUUGUGUCAUUCCGUAGCUUUACCGCGCCUACGUUCACCGGACGGAACCGAGUCGGGCCGUUUUGCUUGUGCUGGUAUCGUCCUGUUUAACGUGAAGCUUGGCAGCCAUCCUCCGAAGCCUUAGGAGAAGAGGAAAAGGUGUCCCCGCAGCGGCUCCGCAGGACGUGAUCUUCUCAGUGCCUAGUCCGAUCCAAAAGCCGCUCCAUAUUUGUAAAAGCAAAAUAAAUGAAGGCAAUGGACUAUAAAAUUGGAUACAACUCAGGUGGAGCCAUGCCGCCACAGCUUUUGUUUCUGCUGCUUCUCUGCGCUCUUCCAUCUCUUGUUGUGCCCAUACAUAAUUCAUCAGCGGGAGGCUGCGCCAUCAUCCGGCCUCCGAGGGAUGGAGGGAUUCGAUAUCGGGGCCUGACACAAGAGCAGAUCCGCAGUGUGCAGAUCCUUCCAGUGGAUUAUGAGAUCGAGUACAUCUGCAGGGGCAACCGCGUCAUCGUGGGACCCAAAGUCAGGAAAUGUUUGCCCGACGGCACGUGGACGGACAUGUUGCAGCACAGCAGAUGUUUGUUGCUGUGUCCUCGCGUGUGGACGUCUCUGGAGAACGGUCAGGUGACGGUGAAGCCGCCGGGGCAGCCGGUGGAGGGCACGGUGCUGCAUUACAGGUGUCAUGGCGGCUUCAUCCUGGAGGGCAGGAACACCAGCCACUGUACCAAACUGGGGAAGUGGGACGCUCCCAAGCCCAUCUGCCUCUAUGACAAAAACGACACAGGCAAGAAGAAGCUGUACAUCGGUGCUCUGUUCCCCAUGAGUGGAGGCUGGCCGGGGGGACAGGCGUGCAUGCCCUCUGCACAGAUGGCUCUGGACCUGGUCAACAACCGGAGCGACAUCCUGCCGGACUACGAGCUGGAGCUCAUCCACUAUGACAGCAUGUGCGACCCGGGAGAAGCCACCAAGUUGCUGUACGACCUUCUUUACACGGAGCCAAUCAAGAUCGUGCUGAUGCCGGGAUGCAGCGGCGUCUCCACGCUGGUGGCGGAAGCGGCUCGCAUGUGGAACCUCAUCGUGCUCUCCUACGGUUCCAGCUCGCCAGCCUUGUCCAACCGCCAGCGCUUCCCCACCUUCUUCCGCACGCACCCCUCCGCCACGCUGCACAACCCCACCAGGGUGCAGCUCUUCCAGAAGUGGAAGUGGACUCGCAUCGCCACCAUCCAGCAGACCACCGAAGUCUUCACCUCGACGCUGGAUGACCUGGAGCAGAGAGUCAAGGAGGCCGGGAUUGAGAUCAGCGUUCGGCAGAGCUUCCUCACCGACCCGGCUGUGGCUGUCAAAAAUCUCAAGCGGCAGGACGCCAGGAUCAUCGUGGGGCUGUUUUACGAGACAGAAGCCAGGAAGGUGUUCUGCGAGGUGUUCAAGGAGAAGCUCUACGGGAAGAAGUACGUGUGGUUUCUGAUUGGUUGGUACGCAGACAACUGGUUCAAGAUCAAGGACCCGGCCAUCAACUGUACGGUGGAGAACAUGACCGAGGCCGUGGAGGGUCACGUGACCACAGAGAUCGUCAUGCUCAACCCCGAGACCGUCCGAGGUGUUUCCAACAUGACGUCACAAGAGUUUCUGGCUGCCUUGAUGUCUCGUCUUGGAGGCAUGAACCCAGAGGAGACCGGCGGCUUCCAAGAGGCCCCCCUGGCCUAUGACGCCGUCUGGGCCCUGGCGCUGGCCCUCAAUAAGACGGUGGCACCGCUCAAGGCAAAAGGUCGGCGGCUGGAGGACUUCAACUACAACAACCACGACAUUACGUCCGAGAUCUACCGCGCGCUCAACACCAGCUCCUUUGAGGGCGUUUCCGGCCAGGUGGUGUUUGAUGCUCAGGGUUCCAGGAUGGCAAUGACGCUCAUUGAACAACUACAAGGAGGAAGCUACAAGAAGAUCGGCUACUACGACAGCUCCCAGAAGAACCUUUCCUGGUUUGGCAACGACGUCUGGAUCGGUGCGGGGCCUCCGGCGGAUCGUACCGUGGUGAAAGAAGAGUACCGCUUCCUGUCCCAGAAGCUGUUUGCCGCCGUGUCGGUCUUCGCCGGCCUCGGCAUACUCCUAGGCAUCGUGUGUCUAACCUUUAACAUCUACAACGGCAACGUGCGCUACAUCCAGAACUCUCAGCCGUACCUGAACAACAUGACGGCGGCGGGCUGCAUGAUGGCGCUGGCUGCAGUCUUUCCGCUCGGCAUCGACGGCCACCACGUACACCGCUCGCAGUUUCCCGUCGUCUGCCAGUUCCGCCUGUGGCUCCUCGGUCUGGGCUUCAGCCUGGCGUACGGCAGCAUGUUCACCAAGAUCUGGUGGGUCCACACGCUCUUCACCAAGAAGGACGAGAAGAAGGAGAAGAAGAAGCAACACCUGGAGCCGUGGAAACUCUAUGCAACAGUCGGAGUGCUGCUGGCCGUGGACUUCCUGUCACUCGUCAUCUGGCAAAUUGUGGAUCCGCUGCACAUCACCGUGGAGAAGUUCACCAGAGAGGCCCCCAAAGUGGACUCUGACGUCCUCAUUCAGCCAUUGUUGGAGCACUGCAGCUCAGAGAAGAUGAACACGUGGCUUGGUGUUGUUUAUGGCUACAAGGGUCUGCUGUUGCUGCUCGGCAUCUUUCUGGCCUAUGAGACCAAGUCUGUCUCCACAGAGAAGAUCAACGACCACCGGGCGGUGGGGAUGGCCAUUUACAACGUGGCUGUCUUGUGUCUGAUCACGGCCCCAGUUACGAUGAUCCUGUCUUCGCAGCAGGACGCCUCCUUUGCUUUCGCCGCCCUCGCCAUCGUCUUUUCCGCUUACAUCACUCUGGUGGUGCUCUUUGUGCCAAAGAUGCGGCGCCUCAUCACACGCGGCGAGUGGCAGUCAGAGCAACAGGACACGCUGAAAACGGGCUCGUCCACCAACAACAACGAUGAGGAAAAGUCCCGGCAGCUGGAGCGCGAGAACAGGGAGCUGCAGAAGAUCAUCCAGGAGAAAGAGGAGAGGGUGUCAGCGCUCCGCAACCAGCUGGCCGAGAGACAGGCUCUACGCAGCCGCCGCCGACCCUCCACGGGCCAGAACCAGAACCACAAUGCACCGCCGUCGUCCCAAACGGACCCCAAGUCCCUGCUCCCUCCGCCGGGCUACCCGAGCACGGACAAUCACUCUCUGCCGCCGUCCUUCUCUAACUCGUCCAACUUGUACCCGGCCGAGAGCAAGAUGAGCCGCAACCACUGCCACAACAGCCAGAUCCCGCUUCUCUACAAGUAGGCGGGGCCAGCAAGGAGGCACGGCAGAGUGGGGCGGAGCUUUGUCACCGCCGGAUAUUGUGACUUUCACAUUAUUCCGCCACGCCGCUUGACGGUAUACCGGGCUCCUCCUCCCACCCGCCUCCGCCCCCUCAUGGUUUGCGAUGACCGGUAGCCACGGCAACAAGCACAUCUCAGACUAGCAGCACAGGAGCAACCAUCGUUGCUAUCCUCCUCGAACCCGGGGACCGUUCUUUUGUGGACACGUCGCGUGUCUGGGCACACACACACACACACACAUCGAUGUUCUCUGUGAUCCUGUAGUCCUGUUUUUGUCAGUCGUGUGUUCACUCGGCCGUGCGUCGUGAAAUAGCCAUAACAAUGGAGGCAGGACGAGGAACUGGACAAUAAAUACAUAAUCAAAUAAAAAUCAAAGACGUUAUGCUGACACACGAAACCAGACGACAAAUCAGUUUCCUGCAUGCCUGCUUAUGUAAAUAAACAUUAAAAGCACACUUGGGGUUUUUUUUUUUUUUAAUUCACCAGAUUUUACUCAUCCUUGUUUUGUUUUUUUUUUUUAAUACUUUAAACUGGACAAUUUUAUUUUUUGUUUGCUUUUUCUGUUUAUAAUGAACAGUUGAAAGGUGAAGUCAUGUGACAUGUUAGUCUGCACGAGCCUUUAACACAGGGGUGGGCAAACUUUUUGACUCGCGGGCCGCAUUGAUAUAACAAAAUUUCCAGGGGGGGUGGGGGGGGCAGACUAUAUAUUUUACACGUAACAGUCCACCUGGUAUUAUUGUAUCUGUAAAUUGUCAUGCAAUCUGCUAUUAUUAUUUAUUAUUUUAUAUUUAAAUAUAAAAAAAAAUAAUAAAAUAUUAUAAUUAAAAUAAAAUUAAAAUAAUUAUUAUAUUAUUAUUAUGUAAAAUAUGCAAAUAUAACAAUAUUAUUAUAUAUAAUUAAUAUAAUAAUUAGCAUUAAUAUAAUAUAAUAAUCAUAAUAGUUAUAAUAAUAAUAUAAUAAUUAUUAUUUUUAUUAUUAUUAUGUGCUUGUGUCUCUUUUUUCAGGAGCACUUUGUAAACAACAGAACAUGUCAAACAACGAAAUUGAUACAACCAUCAAAAGGUUGGCUCAGGCCAUGAUGCCAGGUUGUAUGUUGAGUUUAAAUGAAAUACUUUUGAAAGAUUGGGCGGGCCGUAUUCAAACACUUGGCGGGCCGGAUGUGGCCCCCGGGCCGUAGUUUGCCCACCCCUGCUUUAACACAAGCAAUGACAUUUUCACAGGUUAACCCCCUUUUCUGUGAUUUCAGUGUGCACUUUAAGCGCCCGCAGAGUUCAUGUUGACUGUGGUUGUUGUCAUGUUAGCUCAGGGCGCGGGGAAGCUAAAUGAAUGAAAUGGGCCAUAUUUAUUAUACUCACGGAGAGUGCAGUUAUCAGUGUAUCAUGAGAAGGCAGAACCACGCCAGAAAUCUUGGGAAAUAUUUGUAUUCACAAAGUAAUAUAUUAUCUAGGCUCAUAAAUGUUAAUAUAUUUCAAAGUAUGUGUAUGCAAAAUAUGUGAGUACUAUAAAUAAAAUUGUUUUUUUUGUCA
Molecule: messenger RNA, 4925 nt
Organism: Doryrhamphus excisus (bluestripe pipefish)
Lineage: Eukaryota; Metazoa; Chordata; Actinopteri; Syngnathiformes; Syngnathidae
Source: RefSeq, a predicted model, not a curated record